Pelobates fuscus (common spadefoot toad) is the source of this 2695-nucleotide messenger RNA. RefSeq names its product SDS3 homolog, SIN3A corepressor complex component (gene SUDS3). The record is from RefSeq and is a predicted model, not a curated record. Gene Ontology annotation, biological process: negative regulation of transcription by RNA polymerase II. Gene Ontology annotation, molecular function: histone deacetylase binding. Bases 609 to 1625 code for a protein of 338 amino acids. NCBI's taxonomy places the organism in Eukaryota, Metazoa, Chordata, Amphibia, Anura, Pelobatidae. The transcript has 14 exons. Gene Ontology annotation, cellular component: Sin3-type complex.
UGUCCCCGCUCACAACAGACCUUAUCGCAGGAAGAGAGCUUCCUGGGUCCCGUCAGCUCGCCUGCCACAAAGUGCCCCGCGCUGACUGCUGUCAGGACUACGCGCGAGGCGAGGCUGAACCUUUUUGACCCCUCGCGGCCCCCAUCCUUCCUGAGGGAGAGUUUACUGAGAAAAAAAAAAUGGAAUCUUCUGCGCGAGGAACAGCUAUCUCAGCUAAGCCCGAGCAGCCGCGCGCCGAUACACUCUGCGAUUACCAACUGCAGGCUCCGAUCGCCCAAUCCACGCCCGAUUGCUCUAGCCUGCUCGGAACGGGGAAGUGCGUGUUUCUUCUGUUAUUACAUUUUUGGAGACCACGCAUCGCAGCGGGCAGCCCGCAGGAAGUUCCAGGAAGUGAAGCAGCUCUGAGGACCCCGUUGCUGUGCGGCGGCUGUUGCGGUGUAUCCUGACGGGCGGGCAGUCGGUCGGUCGGUUUCCGAGGUGAUAGUAGUACCGUUGUUGUUGUGGUAACGGCUCGCUCUCCGGCCUGUGGCCGCGGGAGGGAUUGAGGAGCCCGGAUUGGGGCGGUCAGCCGGUCUCCGUUGGAUUGUUAUUGUUGUGUAUCGGGGACCAUGAGCUCGGCGGGGGUGCUGUCCCCGGCCGCCGCCGCCGCUGCUACCGAUUACUACGAGGAGGAGGAGCUGGAGAGCGCGGAGGAAGAGGAUGAUCGCAGCUUUCGAGGACGGGAGUCCGAUGAGGAUACUGAAGAUGCCAGCGAAACAGACCUUGCAAAGCAUGACAAUGUGGACUAUGUGGAAAUGAAAGAACAGAUGUAUCAGGACAAACUGGCAUCUCUCAAGAGACAGUUACAACAACUUCAGGAAGGCACGCAUCAAGAGUACCAGAAACGCAUGAAAAAGCUAGAUCAACAAUACAAAGAGAGAUUACGAAAUGCUGAACUUUUCCUGCAGCUUGAAACUGAGCAAGUGGAAAGGAACUACAUUAAGGAAAAGAAAGCCGCUGUAAAAGAAUUUGAAGAUAAGAAGGUUGAGCUGAAGGAGAAUCUGAUUGCGGAGUUGGAAGAAAAGAAAAAAAUGAUUGAAAAUGAGAAAUUAACCAUGGAAUUGACAGGCGAUUCCAUGGAAGUUAAACCUAUCAUGACACGCAAGUUGCGUCGACGACCGAAUGAUCCAGUCCCAAUUCCAGAUAAGAGGAGAAAACCUGCUCCUGCUCAGCUUAAUUACUUGUUGACCGAUGAACAAAUCAUGGAAGACUUGAGGACACUAAACAAAAUUGACAGUGUUGGUUUUUUUUCUUGUAAAGGGACACUCAAGGCUUUAAAAUCUCCAAAGAGGCCUGUAUCCCCAUCAACCCCGGAGCAUCUUCCAGCCACACAAAUUGAAUCACCUGCCCAGCGUUUUGAGGCACGAAUAGAAGAAGGGAAACUCUACUAUGAUAAAAGAUGGUACCACAAGAGUCAGGCGAUAUAUCUUGAGUCAAAGGACAUUUCAAAACUCAGCUGUGUCAUCAGUUCUGUAGGAACCAAUGAGAUAUGGGUAAGAAAGAGCAGUGACAGCACAAAAAUGAGGAUUUACCUGGGCCAGCUACAAAAGGGCACAUUUGUGAUUCGCAGGCGUUCAGCAGCAUGAAUGCUGCCAGACUUUAACAGGCAAAAUCUUCAAAUAAAGAAACAUCGUCCACAAAGGUGAUGUUCUAUGGUAUUGAACAUCAUGGAUUCAAACCCACAUUUUUUGUUGGGGAACAUUCGCUUACUGACUUUGCAAAAAGGUAUCCAAGCAGCGGGUCUAUUUUCCUAGAAAAUACUCUGAAACACCUUUUGGAGUUUGGACACAUUUUCCUCAAGGCAAAUGUACUCCAUUGGAUUUGGCGGAGACAAUUCUUCACAAUGGGUAGACUCUUCUUGAAGAUAUCAAACCCUGAAUUUACUCAGAGAUGCUCUUCAGUAACCACCUUGUCUUACAAAUCAUAAAGCUACACAAACUGUUAUAUAUAUUUCCUGUAGGGAGGUAUGUGUUCCUAAGUCUCAUUGAUCUUUACAAUUGGUUUGGAAAAUGUAAUCUGGUGCUGCUACACACGUUAGCCGUUUAUUUUUAAACAAAAUCACAGCAACAUUAAAAGGUGUGUGUAUAUCUAGUAGAAAUCAUAGAUGUAUAUUAUAGUUUGUUUUAUAUUAUAUCCUCUUUUUUAUAAAUGUCUUAGUGCUUCACAUUUGCUAUCCCUGUACACCAUACUGGAACAAGCCUUAGUUUUUAGUUAAAAUGACUAUGAACUAUGGUAUGCUCUUGUGCUUUUACAGUCUUUUUGUUCGCUCAUCCAUUACAAUCUCUGCUUCUUCUUACCGGUUUGGUACUGAGACAUUUCAGGCCAAUCAGAACAAUGCCUUCAUAGCACAAAAUGUUUUGAUAAGGCUAAACAUCUCAGGAAUUUCAAGGAAACAGAUUUUUUUUUUUUUAUUAUAAUUCUUCUUUUAUCAGUUUCUUCCCAUUUUAACAAUUCUGAUAACCUAGAGGUUCUUGAAAUUUCUGGAGUUCUCACUGUUUAAAGGAACCCUAUAUGAUUAGAUAUUAUUUUUAAUGUCACUGUAUCAGUGUUUUUGCUUUGUUACUGCUUGGAUUUUUUGCAAGAGUCCCUGAGGGAGAAAUACAGUACUUUACUGACAAGCUUGCAUCAACAUGUACGUUCUAGACCCUACGUUCUA